Dermacentor silvarum is the source of this 3266-nucleotide messenger RNA. RefSeq lists its product as uncharacterized. The transcript is spliced from 8 exons. Gene Ontology annotation, biological process: negative regulation of translation; protein polyubiquitination; proteasome-mediated ubiquitin-dependent protein catabolic process. Bases 162 to 2492 code for a protein of 776 amino acids. The record is from RefSeq and is a predicted model, not a curated record. Lineage: Eukaryota; Metazoa; Arthropoda; Arachnida; Ixodida; Ixodidae. Gene Ontology annotation, molecular function: ubiquitin protein ligase activity; translation repressor activity; protein binding.
CGUGAGUCCCUAGGCGCAUGGCGGCGCCCGUGUUGUUUUGUACUGCUGCCAACGCUAGCACGCAUGCGGCGUUGGUCUUUAUUCUAUGUGCGGCGUCUGUUCGAGCGUGUUCUUAAGCUUUCCGACGUUAUAAAACAUUCCGUGGUUAGAAAUGUGAUCUGAUGAAAUUGCGAAUUGAAGGUUAUUCUCAGAAAAAGAUGGCCGAAGGGAACCUCAACGACCACAACGCGGAGGCCCACCGCAGAAUGAUAGAAGUUGAGAAGGUUAUUGCAGCGUUUGAAACGUGUUCUGCCGGAGGUUACUCCAAGGAAACGAUUCGCCAGAACGUGGAAUACCUCCGUAAAGUGAUAGAACUUAAGAAAGUAGAAGCCGUGGCUCAUAUCGAUAAAGAGCUCUUCCAGUUGCGCGACGAGCUUGUUCGCAAAGUUGACUUUGCAUGCAAGCAGAAACAAGAUAAAUUGAGCGAUGUAGACUGGAAAGUACAGCUCAACAGACAGACAGCCGAGGCUUUGAAGAUAUUCCAUGCUAACCGCUUGCGGUCACUGUUGACAUUGGAAGUGAGACGCGUGGAGGGCUUCAGAUGCGAGUCCUUUGCUUACAUCCGCGCCUGUGACGCCGUACCACAGAGGAUGAGCUUCAUCGAAAAUUAUGAGAUGCAUAAGUACCAUGUCGGAAGUAAUGUCAUAAUGUACUACAUGUGUCAGAUGGGCUAUGUUCCUGAGCUUAUUCACUACUCCAAAGCUUCCGCUAAUCAUGAAGCAGGCGACGAAGAGGUAGCGAUAUCAAAUAUCGAUCUUCUGAAUGGCGUGUACCAAUUGGAGUUUGUUGCAGGCAGGGAAGGAGCCUACGACGUCCAGGUGACCCUGUUUGGCCAGCACAUUAAUGGAAGUCCACUUAAAAUAACUGUUCAAGGUGCAGUGGCACAUAAGGGGCGGCAUAAACUUGAAUCUGCACACACCGAAAGGCAAGACCUAAGCAUGGUAGCUGGCGUCACCGCUGCAGCAGAGGUCAUGAACAUUGGAAGUGCCCAUGUGUCAAAUGCCACAGGUCAGGAGAAGCUAGAACCGGUUGUUACAAAAGAAUUGCAAAUGCCUCUUGAUGCUGCUAAAGGGCAUUGCAAGGAGCUUGUCACGACACAUGCAAAUGACCUGCCCAGCGAAAUUCAGCAGCCGUUUGUACAAAGCUUAUUAUCAUCAGCGAUAGAACCGAGCCUCUCUGACCCUUCUGGCAAGAGUUCAGAACCACCACCUAACGAUGUUCUGAGCAAGUUCUUCUCGCACAUUGAGCUCCCUCGUCGACAGACAGCUGUAACAAAGCAUGAUGCACUGAGCAGUCAGAACAGUGCUUUAAGUGGAUCGUCGCUGGGUUCAGCAAGCUACAGCAGCCUACGUUCUUCCAAACCUCUACAAUCUGUUGACGACGUCGCCAAAAGCGAAAACACUUUCUUCACUGGUUCAUCUCAGCCUGUUGGCAAGCCUGUUAGCAAGCCUGGCACAGCGGCUCCACUAACCGAUGGUGGAAAAAGCAUGGGAGACCCCCUGAAGCCAACCUAUGUUGUGACAACCGUGGCACCUGACUCGUCAACAAAGAGGUCAACUGCUUGCUCGAAAGUGUCACCUUCAACUCACAAGAAAGAGCCUGUUGGUUUUUCAGGAACCAUCACUGCCAAGCUGACUCUUGAAUUUGACACCUACAGGAGCUCCAAGUUUGCCUUUCCAAUAGGCGUUACAGCUACACCGUCAGGAAAUAUCAUCAUUGCCGACACUUCCCAGGACAGAGUUUUGACAUUUGACCCUGAAGGAAGGGCUCUUCACAAAGCCAUCUUUUCUGGCUCAUCGGACUCAUUCCGCCGACCCUCUGCGGUUGUGGCUCUCCACGAUGAGUCGUAUGCUGUAAAGGAUGAUCGUUGCAUCUACGUGUUCUCCAAGAAUGGAGAGUUCAUCCGCUCCCUAGGAAAACACAGCCUUUGCAAGCCUUAUGGUCUGGCAGCUCAAGGGGAAAAUUUGUUCACCAUCUCCCUUGGUGAUGCUGUUCCAACAUUGCGAUGCUUCAGUGCAUCAGGGAACUUCGAGCAGUGUGUGGCGUACGGGCCGCUUUUGCCAUCGACGCCUGCUGGCUCCAAGUGCCGCUUUAUGGAUGUGCACAAUGGCCACAUCUUUGUCUCUGACCUAGGUUUGAGCUGCAUGUACAAGACUGACAUGAAGGGGAUGCUGGUGUCUACUUUCGGCAUCAAGGGCAAGGAUUGUGGCCAGAUGAUCGAGCCAUCUGGUGUGAGUGCUACGGACCGCUGUGUUUUUAUUGGAGACAGCAAGAACAACCGUGUGCAGGCAUUUGAUGCUAAUGGGAAUUUCAUCACAGUGGUGAAGAUGGCCUCGGGGAUCAUCAGACCUUCAGGAGUUUAUGUGUCUGAGAAGGACAAACUUUACGUCCUAAACUACUUGCAUGGUGUGGUUGGAGUGUACAAGCUUAACUUUAAUGAGGUUACACCUUAAUGGGGAGGUGUGAGGCGUUUGCCCCUUCAACUAGCCCAGCUGCUUUCUGAUAAUUUUUCCUUUUUUAAGAGGUAAGAAAAAGGAGUGGCUUCAAAACUAAAUGCAGUGCACUGACAUAAGGCUGUCAUUUCACACUCUAAAUGUUUGUUGUUGUUUUAAAAAAUUUAUAAUAGUCAUUAGACGAAUCAGGUGUACCUGAAUGCUGUGUGCCUGCUGUUAGCAGCUUGAUGUGAUAGUUGUUAUUUAAAUGUGUAAGCUUUGCCCCAAGUGUCUUGUUAUAUAAUAGUCAUUAGAUGAAUCAGGUGUACCUGAAUGCUGUGUGCCUGCUGUAAGCAGCUUGAUGUGAUAGUUGUUAUUUAAAUGUGUAAGCUUUGCCCCGAGUGCCUUGUUAUAUCAUACUCAUUAGAUGAAUCAGGUGUACCUGAAUGCUGUGUCCCUGCUGUAAGCAGCUUGAUGUGAUAGUUGUUAUUUAAAUGUGUAAGCUUUGCCCUGAGUGCCUUGUUUAUAAUGUGUUGCAGUUUGGUUUGGAGUGAUAGUUAUAUAAUUAUGCAUGUUUUGUCCUAGCUAUGUGACCAGUGCCUUACUUGUAAUAUAUGUUGUGUGUUUGUAUGCAUUUGUCUUUCAGAAAAUUGUUAUAAUUUAUGUGCAUUGAGAGUAUGCCAUCCCGACUUUUUUUACAUUUUGUCUCUCAAGGUAUCCACGUCACUCUAGUCAGAUUCAUCAUCAUGUGUUCUCUGUUUGUUUUACUGAAAAAUAAAACCAUCAAAAAUUGAA